Eremothecium cymbalariae DBVPG#7215 is the source of this 1107-nucleotide messenger RNA. RefSeq names its product Rim2p (gene RIM2). Gene Ontology annotation, biological process: pyrimidine nucleotide import into mitochondrion. The transcript has a single exon. Gene Ontology annotation, molecular function: pyrimidine nucleotide transmembrane transporter activity. Gene Ontology annotation, cellular component: mitochondrion. The coding region runs from base 1 to 1107 and encodes 368 amino acids. The record is from RefSeq and is a predicted model, not a curated record. Lineage: Eukaryota; Fungi; Ascomycota; Saccharomycetes; Saccharomycetales; Saccharomycetaceae.
AUGGGCAGGAAAAGUUUUGAGAAGCUAGAAAAGGAGGCUAUUGAAUCAAUGCCAUACCUGGCAAGUGAUGAAAAGUCAUCAAACCUAAAAGAUGCAUCACCAAUAUUAUUACAAGAUAAGAUCAAAAAUUAUAGCCAAACACCACCUUGGGUCCAUUUCGUUGCAGGAGGUAUCGGUGGCGUUAUGGGUGCUGUUGUAACAUGCCCAUUUGAUGUUGUUAAGACCCGUUUACAGAGUAGUAUGUUUCAAACGGCAUAUAGGAGUAAUGCUGCUCCAAUAACGACUCCAAUAAAUAUAGUCUCCAGAGGAUUGAUUCAUUUUAAAGAAACUUUCGGAAUAAUCCAUAAUUUAUAUAGUCAAGAGGGAUUUAGGAGUCUGUUUAAGGGAUUAGGGCCAAAUCUUAUUGGUGUUAUCCCUGCGAGAAGCAUAAAUUUCUUUACUUAUGGCACCACAAAAGAUAUAUGUUCCAGGCUGUUUAAUAACGGCGAAGAAUCUCCUUCAAUUCAUUUUCUAGCUGGUGCUACUGCUGGAUGGGCUACAUCUACAGCUACUAAUCCUAUCUGGUUAGUCAAAACCAGGUUACAACUUGAUAAAGCUGAAAAGAGUACUGCAAGGAAAUAUAAAAAUUCAUGGGAUUGUAUAAAGAAUGUCGUGAGGAAUGAAGGUAUUCUGGGAUUGUAUAAAGGCUUAAGCGCAUCAUAUCUUGGAUCCGUGGAAAGUAUAUUGCAAUGGGUACUUUACGAGCAGAUGAAACGUAUUGUAAAGCAAAGAUCCAUAGAAGAAUUUGGUGACAUUAGCGAAGAGAACAAGAGUACUUACUUGAAAAUAAAGGAAUGGUGCCAAAGAUCUGGUGGUGCUGGUGCUGCUAAACUUUUUGCAAGUAUUAUUACCUACCCACAUGAGGUUAUCAGGACGAGAUUGAGACAGGCUCCAGUUGAAAAUGGGAAACUCAAAUAUACGGGCCUACUACAAUCAUUUAGAAUUAUCUUCAAAGAAGAAGGGUUCAGAUCCAUGUACGGUGGAUUAACCCCUCAUUUGUUAAGAACAGUUCCAAAUAGUAUCAUCAUGUUUGGAACCUGGGAACUUGUAAUAAAGUUACUAUCUUAA